AUGAGCACACGGCUGGGGCUUCGGGAGCGACUCGAGCUCUCUCGCCUCAAGCUCGAAGCCUCAUCACCAGCCGCCACGAGUGCGGUCGCCCCCGAAGAAGACACACCGGGCGACGACGACAGCAUCGAUGGCGAACCGUCCGAGGACGCUCUGGACGACGACGACGGUGACGGUGACGAUGAUACCAUCAACCAAGGCGAGGAAGAGGACGACGACGACGAAGAGCCAUUGCAGCAGCCGACCGGGGGGCGCCCCCGCACACUCAAGCUCCAGCACAGUCGUUUCCCCAAUCGCACCCCCACUAUUUGUUUUGACUACCCGCUGGAUUUACACGUCGAGCGAACGUAUCCAGCGGGUGUCAACACGAGCGACGCCCCGGCCGAGGCAAACAUUGUCUUUUUCAAGUGCUACUGGGAGCGCAACUGCGUCAAGAACGCAUUUGUGCGUGCGGGCUUUCGCCGGCUUCUCAAAGGAAAGAAGUGGACGGGGGCGUGGAUCAAGCACUUGCCUCGGACCGCGUUCAAGGCGCUGCAAGCCCACCAGAAAAUCAACCACUUUCCCGAUCCGUGGGUCAUUGGCCGGAAAGAUCGGCUCAUGAAGACCAUUAGCGCCAUGAAGCGGACGUUUCCGGCGGCGUACAGCUUUGUGCCCGAAGGGUUCUUGCUGCCCGGACAGCUCGAUGCGUUCAUGCGCUGUCUGGACCGUGAGACCGGACCGUCCAUGUGGAUCUUUAAACCGCCGGCGUCGGCGUGCGGUCGUGGCAUCAAGGUCGUUCACUCGUCCCAGCUCGAAAAGCAGCUCAAGAAAAAACGCAAGUGGGUUGUCCAGCGGUACCUCUCGUCGCCGUAUUUGAUCCACGGCUACAAGUUUGACUUGCGCAUCUACGUCGUCGUCACGUGCUUUGACCCGCUUCGCAUCUACCUCUUUGAGGAAGGCCUCGCGCGCUUUUGCACGGUGCCCUACGACACGGAGGCGGCCCACCUCAAGAACCGGCUCAUGCACUUGACCAACUUUAGCAUCAACAAGAACAACGAGCGCUUUAAAGCAUCGAGUGGCCCGACGUCGACCGACGGCAGCAAGUGGAGCCUCACGGCGCUGCUUGCGCACCUUGAAAGCGACGGCAAGGACGUUGCAACGUUGCAAGGCAAGCUCCAUGCGAUCAUUUGCAAGACCAUCAUUGCCGCCGAAGCGCACAUUGCACCCUUGACGCAGACGUACGUCAAGCACCGCCACGCGUGCUACGAGCUCUUUGGCUUUGACUUGAUGCUCGACGCGACGCUGGAGCCGUGGCUCAUUGAAGUGAACGUGUCGCCGUCCCUUAUGGGGUCGUCGCCGCUCGAUAAGCGCAUCAAGGGCCUCCUCAUGAGCGAUAUUUUUCAUCUCGUGGGCCACGAAGCGCCACAUGCAGCGAUGGGGCGCGAAAAGAAGAAACCACCGAGCACGUCGUCGCGCAAGCUGUUUGAUAUCGUGCACGACCCCAAGAUCACGCAACUCGACGCGAGCCACAUUGCCCUUUUCUGCGACGACGACUGGGACAUUGUCCAUAGUAUGGAAGACGAGAUGGACCGUCUCGGGCACUUUCGCCGCCUGUACCCGACCGAAACGAGCGAAGACCCUUACGCUGCGUUCUUUGCGUGUGCACGGUAUGCGAAUCGGCUCUGCUUCAAGUGGCUCCAGACGCGACGCCGCCACGUCCUUGCCAAGAAAGCGAGUCGCGCGCCGCCAAUGAAGGCGUCGUCCAAGUCGCUCCUUUUGAAGUAA
Molecule: messenger RNA, 1761 nt
Organism: Saprolegnia parasitica CBS 223.65
Lineage: Eukaryota; Oomycota; Saprolegniomycetes; Saprolegniales; Saprolegniaceae
Exons: 4
Coding region: 1-1761 (586 amino acids)
Biological process (GO): protein polyglutamylation; microtubule cytoskeleton organization
Cellular component (GO): cilium
Molecular function (GO): tubulin-glutamic acid ligase activity; tubulin binding
Source: RefSeq, a predicted model, not a curated record